Molecule: messenger RNA, 2729 nt
Organism: Vicugna pacos (alpaca)
Lineage: Eukaryota; Metazoa; Chordata; Mammalia; Artiodactyla; Camelidae
Gene: TACC3
Product: transforming acidic coiled-coil containing protein 3
Biological process (GO): cerebral cortex development; mitotic spindle organization; nuclear migration
Cellular component (GO): cytoplasm
Source: RefSeq, a predicted model, not a curated record
AAUUCCAGCGCCCGCCACGCCCAGCGUACCGCUAGCGCCGGAAGCGGAACCCCUUAUGGGCGCGGCGUCAGCCAUGGCCUCCCAUUGGCCGCCGAUUCCGUGCGUCUCGCCCCAGCCGCACGCCGAUUGGCCGCGCGCGCCAACCGUCGGUAUUUGAAUCGGCGGCGGGGAGAGGGGCUCCCGGACUCGACGCCUCCCGCUCUCUUGUUUCCGCGCGGCGGCCGACAGAAUGAGUCUGCACAUCUUCAGUGACGAGAAUGUCACUGAUGACAAAAGCACAGAGAACUAUGACUUCCUGUUUUCACCACUGGAAGUUACCGGAAGGUUGCCUGUACUCCGUUUGUCACAGAAAGAAAAUGUGCCACCCAAGAGCACAGCCAAAGCAGUGAAGGUGACUUUUCAGACACCUCUGCGGGAUCCGCAGACACACAGGAUUUUAAGUCCCAGCAUGAGCAGCAAACUUGAAGUUUUUUUAGCUCUGGGCGACACCCCUGGAUUAGAAAACUCUCACCAAGUCUGGACCCAGAAGGAGAACCAACAGUUUACCCAGGAAACAGAGACCAGGACAACUAAUGGAAUUCUGCAGAAGCCAGCAGUGGAGGGGGCCAACCUUCCUCCAGGGUUCGUGAGACCAGCGUCUGAAGACAGGCUUCCCAGUGGGCCCGCCUGUGCCGGUCUGGGUCCCUCAAGCUUCCCUCAAAUGCCAGAAAGUGUUGAAAACCAAGUGGCAUCUUCAGGACGAGUGUCAAGCAGCCCUGAACAAGCCUGGGAGGAGCAUGUCCAUUCUCGUUCCUCAGAGGAAAGUGUUGCAUCCACACCCAAGAUUCUAGAACACCCUCCCGGGAUGGUGUCCCAAGACACAGACAGAGCAGAGGACCCAUGUAGCCUCCCAGGAGAAAACCCGGAUGCGGUUCCUGCUUCAUGCGUGGGGGCUGCUCCAGCUCCCGGUACCCUCCCCGGAGGAGCCCACGCAGGGGAGCCCCACACAGACCUGCCUGACGAGGGCCCUGUGGGCCCCGAGGCCACUGCCCUGGUCGGCCGUGUGGAGGCUGGAGGGGCCCCAGCCCCCAGUUCUCAGAGUGAGGAGGGCAGGGUCCAGGAGGCCAGCUCUUUGAGAAGCAGGCCUGUGAGGCUAGAAUUUGACUUCCCUGAUGAUGCCACCAGCAAAAAGCCACCUCCACUGAGGAAACGAGGGACGGCCCCAGGUCUCAAACCUCCCUCAAGGAGACCAGAGAUGAGGCAGGAAAAGGCCACCAUGGCUGCGGGCGAGGGUCCUGAUCCCCCUCCACGAAGGUCUGGCAGCCUGGAUGGGGACAAGCUGGAUGACCCAGACUUUAACCCAUGUGGAGGUGACGGAGAGGCCUGGCCCCCGGAGCACCCCCAGAGCAGGCCAGCCAGGCCUGCAGCCGCAGAGGACUCAUCACCAAGCCAGCAGGUGCUUUCAGCCUCAGCAGAUGACACACCUGGGGUACAGAGCCCGGCGGGGACCACAGGAGCUGCAAGUGAGGAGGGAUCUGCAGGCUCUUCGGGUGCACCAGCUCCCACUAGCAGCCCGAGCACUGAGCCAGUGACCGCACCUGCUGACCCCACGCCCCCUGCUCCUCAGGGCCUGGAGCCCGCCUUGGACCUGACUGGGGAGCACUUCCGAGACCCCACUGAGGUUCUAGGCACGGGGGUUGAAGUGGACUACCUGGAGCAGUUUGGGGCUUCCUCGCAGUUUAAGGAGUCAGCCCUGAGGAAGCAGUCCUUGUACCUCAAGUUCGACCCGCUCCUGCAGGACAGCCCUCGGAGACCGGUGCCCGCAGCCCCCGAGACCAGCAGGGCACAGGGCGUGGACACGCCUUCCUCGGGAAGCCCCCCCGAGGCGAAGCUGGUGGAACUGGACUUCCUCGGCGCCCCGGGUGUCCCCGCACUUGGCCCGAUUCCAUGUGACCUCGGGCCCGGGGGCCCGCUGUUGCCCGUGGGGCCCAUUGUGGACGUGCUGCAGUACAGCCAGAGGGACCUGGACACAGUGGUGGAAGCAACACAGAAGGAGAACGAGGCGCUGAGGAGCCAGUGCGCCGAGCUCCACGCCAGGAUCCUGGAGAUGGGGAAGAUCAUGGAUGGGUUUGAGGGGACCGUGUAUCAAGCGAUGGAGGAGGCCCAGAAACGGAAGGAACUUGCCAGAGUUGAGAUCCAGAAGGUUCUGAAGGAAAAGGACCAGCUUACUGCAGACUUGCACUCCCUGGAGAAGUCUUUUUCUGAUCUUUUCAAGCGAUUUGAGAAACAGAAGGAGGUGAUCGAAGGCUACCGUGCGAACGAAGAGUCCCUGAAGCAAUGUGUGGAGGGCUACAUAGGGAGGAUCGAGAAGGAGAGCCAGAGGUACCAGGCGCUGAAGGCCCACGCGGAGGAGAAGCUCCAGCUGGCCAACGAGGAGAUCGCGCAGGUCCGCAGCAAGGCCCAGGCGGAGGCUCUGGCGCUGCAGGCGGUCCUGAGGAAGGAGCAGAUGCGGGUCCACUCCCUGGAGAAGGUCGUGGAGCAGAAGACGAAGGAAAACGAUGAACUGACCAGGAUCUGUGACGACCUCAUUUCCAAGAUGGAGAAAAUCUGAUGGGGAGGUCCUGACCGGUGCCCGGCUCUCCUGUCUGUGUGUGUGUCUGUCUGACUCUUUUUUCUUUUCUAUUAACCUCAACUCGUUUUUAAACUAGGUUGCUUUAGGAAGAAGACUAAAUAAAGUUUCCCUUAAGUCU